UCAUGAAUAAACGUUUUGUGUCGAAGUUGGAGCACAGCCAAAUAAAUUAUUCCAGUUUCCGAUUGGCUGUUUUUAGAUGGUUGUCAAAUUACAUUACGUGUAAUUUCAAUUCCUGACAAACUGGAUUGUUCGAACUUGACAUCUACGCCACCCGCACGUCAACAACUUGCAGUCGUAUGGGUUCUUUCUUUGUUUUUCGCCUGUGCCCUCAAAAUAAGUGUGAAAACCCAAACAUGGCUUACGUGCAACUUUUCACACGAAGAAGAAGCUUUCCUUGUUAACUUGUGCUAACAGUUUCGGAAGGUAUCGCUUGUUUUCAGACAGUCCAAAGUCUUGGUCAGCGCUGAGGAAUGUUCACAAGUUGUUAAGUCAAAUCUCCCAUCACAACAGCACAGCUUAAUUCUGAUGUGCAUUUUAUGGUUUUAAAAUAAUUUUACAGUUAUUCUCUUCGUUAGAGCUCUCAGGUGCAGGAAGGCGUUUACCUUGUCAAUUAUCUUUCUCGUUAUCAAAGUCUCCCAAAUAUCAGAGACACUCUUCAGCCAUGACAACUGGUCUUGCCAUAACAGCGGUUAUCACCGUACUAGCCAUUAUCGACAUUCUGGGGAACACCCUCGUUUGUGCGAUAAUAAAGAGAAAUCGAGAUAUGAGGACUCCCAUCAAUUAUCUUCUUGUCCACCUGGCUGUAGCGGAUAUCGUGUACGCAACGUUUAUUGCGCCCAAAGGUUACUUCAAGCUCACCUCUGUUCAUCAUCCAGACGGCAUGACUGGUUUGGUGUUAUGCAAAUUGCUGACAGGUGGAAAUGUCGCCUGGGUUGGGGCGGUUGCCUCGGCUAUCUUUCUGGUUGUAAUCGCCUUUGAACGAUAUUAUGCAGUGAUGUAUCCGCAUGGUCACAAAUGGAAACUGUCCACUGCUAAACUGAAGAUGAUUAUUCCUGGUAGCUGGAUCUUCGCCGGAAUCGUCAAUAUCCCACUCUUCCUUGCGAAGAACACGAAGGUGAAAAAUGGAAGAGUCUUAUGCAUACCUACCUGGCCAGAGAUUUGGAUGGAGGCUUUCAUCAUGAUUUUGUCCGUCGUGGUAGGUGUUGCCUUGGUUCUGAUGAUUGCGUUGUACUCCAGAGUCGUGUACACCUUGUGGUUCCAGCGUAAGGACGAACAUCAGCUCAACAUCCAACAAAAGGGCGUCAUGAAGGUCCGAAGACGUGUCACCUUGAUGGUCGUGGUUGUCACCGCCAUAUUUGGUUUCUGCUGGGGAGUCAACCAAAUCGUCCACAUCUUCAAGUUCUUUUCUUCCUACACCGUUGGUGCCUUACCAACCGUUGUCGCUAACACAAUGGUCUUGGUAAAUUCUGCCAUCAACCCGUUUGUAUUCGCGCUGUUAAACCACCAGUUCAGGGAGAAGAUGAAGGUAAUGUUAUGCUGCAGGGAUUGCACCAAAGCCAAAGUCCAUCCGUCUGAUUAUCACGACUACGAGCUUGGAGAUAACACCACCCAGCCGACCAACACAGGCGGUACAAGUUCCAUGGCCUGAUGGCAGUGUUCAUGGAAACCAUGUACCUGUAGUCAUUUAGUGUAUUUAAAAAGAAUAUUAUCAAUCGUUAGUUCUUAGAAAAACCCUAGAGGAGUACUUAAAAGACAAUGCGUGUUAGAAUAUGGUGUCGUAUUCAGGCAUAGUAUAGUGGAGAGUAAGGCACAGUUCGUUCGAUGGCGUUUUGUACAAUGAACACGGUAUUUUUGGAAUUAUUGAUUGCUUCAUUCAUACACCUUAUUCCAAAAUGGCCGCCAUUUAAGUAUUCUUUUCUU
Molecule: messenger RNA, 1800 nt
Organism: Orbicella faveolata
Lineage: Eukaryota; Metazoa; Cnidaria; Anthozoa; Scleractinia; Merulinidae
Product: pyroglutamylated RF-amide peptide receptor-like
Biological process (GO): G protein-coupled receptor signaling pathway
Cellular component (GO): membrane
Molecular function (GO): G protein-coupled receptor activity
Source: RefSeq, a predicted model, not a curated record